CAAAGAAAAGGACACACAAACCCAAAUAUUCUCAUUCUCAAAGUGCUUCUUCGGUUGUUUCUGUUAUUGAAGUUCCAUGACGGCUCGCACUGCCUGCACGUGCCACAUGGUUUUCUCCGUCGAACGGGUUACUCCGACCGUCGUGUCUGUGUUCUCUGGCAUUGACAACACUAAACUGUUGGCUUUCCGCUUCCAAUUUCGAAGGAACACACACCUUCUCACUGCUCAACUUUCCAAUUCUUUCUCCAAUUUCGGAUUUCAUUCUCACUCCCAGUGUUUGAAUUCCGUUCAAUCGCAUGUUCCUUCGCGGUUGCCUUGGAUGGGUCCAUUUCCUGGUGAUAUUGCUGAAGUGGAGGCAUAUUGUAGGAUCUUUAGGAAUUCUGAAAGGCUUCAUUCUGCUUUAAUGGAUGCCUUGUGUAACCCGAUCACUGGCGAAUGUAGUGUUUCCUAUGAGGUUCCGUCUGACGAGAAACGGCUUCUAGAGGAUAAAAUAGUAUCUGUCCUUGGAUGCAUUGUGGCCCUUGUGAAUAGUGGGAGGCGGGAUCUUCUUUCUGGAAGAUCAUCCAUUGUGACUCCCUUUCGUGCUGCAGAGGUUGGUGCGAUGGAGGAUACACUUCCCCCACUUGCCCUUUUCAGGAGCGAGAUGAAGAAGUGUUGUGAGAGCUUGCAUGUUGCUCUUGAGAACUAUUUAGUUCCUGGUGAUGAUCGGAACUUGGAUGUGUGGAGGAAACUUCAGAGACUGAAGAAUCUGUGCUAUGAUUCUGGCUUUCCUCGUGGGGAGGAAUGUCCAUGUCCUUUGCUGUUUGCGAAUUGGAGUCCUGUGUGUUUAAACACUCCCAUAGAGGACAUGGAAUCCAAAGAAUCUGAAGCAGCUUUUUGGACAGGUGGGCAGGUAACGGAAGAAGGUCUAAAGUGGUUACUUGAUAAAGGAUAUAAGACCAUCAUAGACCUCAGAGAAGAAGAUGUAAAAGAUAGCUUCUAUCAAGCAGCUGUGUAUGAUGCUAUUUCAUCUGGAAGUAUUGAGUUGGUCAGGAUCCCUGUUAAAGAUGGGACUGCACCUACCAUGGAACAGGUUGAGAGGUUUGCAUCUUAUGUUUCAGAUUGCAGUAAAAGACCAAUUUAUCUUCAUAGCAAGGAAGGAAUUUGGAGAACAUCUGCCAUGGUCUCUAGAUGGAGGCAGUACAUUACUCGUACUACAUCACAGCUUGUUUCUAAUCAAGCAGUUAUUUCCAAUGUCGUGUUAUCAGAUUACACAAAUGGAUCUGGAAAAAUGGAGGACUCAAUGAUUGCCAAGGGGUCCUUCCAGGAAAAGGAUACCAAUUUGCUACGAGAGGGUGCAACACAUGGUUCUUCUGCCUCAUUUGACUCACGUAACUCUUUGAAGACGAAUGAUGAAAAAACAAAAAGCAAUGGGGGCAUAAGUCAACUUAAUCCUGAUAGUAGGGCCUCAUCACAAGCCACUGGUGCUUCUGGGGAAGGAUCUUUUCCAAGUUUCUCCGGUAAAACUAACCCUUUGGAAGCUCAAAUUCCUCCUUUUGAUAUCUUUUCCAAAAAGGAUAUGUCCACAUUUUUGGGAAGUAGGAAAAUGUCAAAACCCUCUUAUUUCAGUUAUCAGGUUAAAAGGGUGGAAUGUCUGCCAGACUCAAGGAGCUCUGAACCUAAAAUUGUGGGCCGAGUGAAAAGUUCCAAUGGGUCAGCUCGGUCACAUCACACAGUUGGUAGCGGUUGGAAAUUAGAGAGUAUGAAUAAUUCCCGUUCUGCUAGGACAACAUUUAAUGGGUAUAGUGAGGGGGAAAGGAACUACAGGGCUGAUGCCAAUAUCUCUACCGCUGUGAACAGUGAUAUUGAUAAUGUGAAUACUAACUCCCGAAGGACAGGAGAUGAUAAAGAUAAGGCUAGGUUAGCCUUACGAGAUCAAGACUUGGGGCUUAUUGAAGGAGACAUGUGUGCAUCAUCAACUGGGGUGGUAAGGGUGCAGUCAAGGAAGAAAGCAGAGAUGUUCUUAGUACGAACAGAUGGAUUUUCUUGUGCAAGAGAGAGGGUGAGUGAAUCCUCUUUAGCCUUUACUCAUCCCAGCACCCAGCAACAGAUGCUAUUGUGGAAAUCUACGCCAAAGACUGUUUUACUGUUGAAAAAGCCAGGAGAGCAUCUCAUGGAAGAAGCUAGACAGGUUGCUUCUUUUCUGUAUUACCAAGAGAAAAUGAAUGUACUUGUGGAACCAGAUGUGCAUGAUAUAUUUGCAAGCAUUCCUGGGUUUGGAUUUGUCCAGACCUUCUAUAGUCAAGAUACUUGUGAUCUACACGAGAAAGUGGAUUUUGUAGCUUGUUUGGGGGGAGAUGGUGUUAUACUGCAUGCUUCGAAUCUGUUCAGAGGUGCUGUACCCCCUGUUGUGUCAUUUAACCUUGGUUCUCUUGGUUUCCUGACUUCUCAUAAUUUUGAAGACUACAAGCAGGACUUACAACAAAUUAUCCAUGGUAAUUGUGCACAAGAUGGAGUGUACAUCACUCUCAGAAUGCGUCUCCGAUGUGAAAUUUUUCGUAAGGGUAAAGCUGCACCAGGGAAAGUAUUUGAUAUUCUCAAUGAGGUUGUUGUUGAUCGGGGUUCUAAUCCAUACCUGUCAAAGAUUGAAUGUUAUGAACAUGGUAGACUUAUAACCAAGGUACAAGCUGAUGGAGUCAUUGUGGCCACCCCUACUGGAAGCACUGCCUAUUCUACAGCUGCUGGAGGUUCCAUGGUCCAUCCAAAUGUUCCUUGCAUGCUGUUUACCCCAAUCUGUCCACAUUCGCUCUCAUUUAGACCAGUCAUACUUCCAGACUCUGCACAACUUGAAUUGAAGAUUCCACAGGAUGCAAGAAGCAAUGCCUGGGUUUCAUUUGAUGGAAAGAGAAGGCAGCAACUUUCAAGAGGAGAUUCAGUACGAAUAUCUAUGAGUCAGUAUCCACUUCCAACAGUUAACAAGUUUGAUCAAACAGGAGAUUGGUUUCAUAGCUUAAUUCGCUGCCUAAAUUGGAAUGAAAGGCUUGAUCAAAAGGCUCUGUAAAGCAUAUGAAAGUGAAGAGCGAAGAUGCUUUCUUCACCUGUACAGAUUAUACGUUAGGAUUACACAACUUUACUAGAGUGCUAGUUACUGCAUUAUUUUAACAUUGGCUUCUCAUGCAUACUAUUGUCGCAAGAUGAUAUGUAUUGACAUUUAAAGCUGUAAAUUGAUCUCAGAAGCAGUUCACUGUUGCGUUUCGAAGUUCACCAUUGGGCUUCUUUUUUCUCAUUA
Vigna unguiculata (cowpea) is the source of this 3268-nucleotide messenger RNA. RefSeq names its product NAD kinase 2 (gene NADK2). NCBI's taxonomy places the organism in Eukaryota, Viridiplantae, Streptophyta, Magnoliopsida, Fabales, Fabaceae. Gene Ontology annotation, molecular function: NAD+ kinase activity. Gene Ontology annotation, biological process: NADP+ biosynthetic process; NAD+ metabolic process. The record is from RefSeq and is a predicted model, not a curated record.